This is a messenger RNA of Callorhinus ursinus (northern fur seal), 477 nucleotides long. It is a transcript of the gene COA4, whose product is annotated as cytochrome c oxidase assembly factor 4 homolog. Gene Ontology annotation, cellular component: mitochondrial intermembrane space. NCBI's taxonomy places the organism in Eukaryota, Metazoa, Chordata, Mammalia, Carnivora, Otariidae. Gene Ontology annotation, biological process: mitochondrial respiratory chain complex IV assembly. The record is from RefSeq and is a predicted model, not a curated record.
CUCUCAGGUUCCCCACCGGAGGCUGGUUUUCGGCCCGAGGGUCGGAAGAGUUCUAAGUGCCUGCAAAAGGGACGCCGACGUGCUGGAACGCGCGUCCGAAUUCUCGUGUCCGACUGUUCGGAAAAGGCUAAUAGGAGAAAAGAAGAGAAAUUAAUUCUUUUAGGGUGGAUCCAAGACAGCUGCUCCAAAAAGAGACUCCCAAAGAUGUCAACUCAAGGCCAUACCUGGGCCCGACAGGUAAAGAAGGAAGAUGAGGAAGAGGACCCGCUGGACCAGCUGAUCUCCCGUUCUGGCUGUGCCGCUUCCCAUUAUGCAGUACAAGAGUGCAUGGCCCAGCACCAGGACUGGCGACAGUGUCAGCCACAGGUACAGGCCUUCAGGGACUGCAUGAGUGAACAGCAGGCAAGGCGGCGGGAGGAGCUGCAGAGGAGGAAAGAGCAAGGCAGUGCCCACCACUGAGACCCCAAACCACUUAUC